Paraglomus occultum is the source of this 350-nucleotide messenger RNA. NCBI's taxonomy places the organism in Eukaryota, Fungi, Glomeromycota, Glomeromycetes, Paraglomerales, Paraglomeraceae. The record is from the annotation of a GenBank genome assembly.
AUGACUAUAAAAUCGAAUGAUCCUAAUUAUCGCCCUACAAAUCCAGUUCUUCCACCAUAUAAACCUGAAUCAGUUGAUGAAACUCAAGAACUUUUCGAUUCAAUACCCAUUACUACCGAUAUCGUCAGUGAUGAAAUUUGUAAAGAGAGUUCUUGCAAUAAUAUAGCUGAAAAAUCCGAGACUCAAAAUCAAUCGAAUAUUUCUGAACAAUUCUCAAGCAUUACUGAAACUAAGAUUGAGAUACCUGAAUCUUUAAGUUCUCUAUCUUCAGAAUUUCUCAUUAAAAACAAAUCUGAUGUAAAUAUUCUUAUCUUUUAUUUGCACGAAAAAUUUAAUAUGUCUCAAGAAGG